Messenger RNA from Melanotaenia boesemani (Boeseman's rainbowfish), 4026 nucleotides. It is a transcript of the gene c2cd2l, whose product is annotated as c2cd2 like. Gene Ontology annotation, biological process: positive regulation of insulin secretion involved in cellular response to glucose stimulus. Gene Ontology annotation, molecular function: phosphatidylinositol transfer activity; phosphatidylinositol binding. The transcript has 15 exons. The coding region runs from base 344 to 2449 and encodes 701 amino acids. Gene Ontology annotation, cellular component: cytoplasmic side of apical plasma membrane. The record is from RefSeq and is a predicted model, not a curated record. NCBI's taxonomy places the organism in Eukaryota, Metazoa, Chordata, Actinopteri, Atheriniformes, Melanotaeniidae.
ACAAACUGGCUGCAGUGGCAGGAGGGCACGACCAGCGGAGAUUUUAAACCCGUCGGAGCUUGUAAUGUUCUAACAGACAACAUAAGGCUUGUUUUCUAAUCGAUAUAUUACAGCAGAGAACCAUUAAAGGAAAACAUCGCUGACAGCAAAGAGAUGGGAAACACAUUUGCUGUUGGGAGCGAUCCAUAUCGCCAUGAAGCCAGCUACAUACGCGUUUGGUUACCUGCAGCCUGCAGCUCGGAUCGUUUAAAUUAAACUUCAGGCUAUAAGAAGCUGAUCUCUAACUGGCAGUCCUGAUAUUUCCAUCUGGACUUGAUGAUAUGAAAGGCUCCAGGAGGCGCUGAUGGAGCUCCAGGAGUUAAGUUGGCUGUGUCUGGUGGGUCUCUUCUUAGCCUCCUUGCUUAUUGUGUUGAGAUGGCUCCUCCAGUACUGGCUGACUGUACUGCGGCUGUGGAAAUCCAGGAAGACAGCCAAGGAUGGCAGAGGAGAGACAGCGUGGCAGCAGCAGGUCUUCCCUACUCAGCCCCAUCAGAGCGUGGCUGGAGGAGUUUGGGGCUUCCUGCUGAAACUCCGCUCUGGCAAGGAUGGAGGACAUGCAUCUGAGGCUGGAGUUAAAGGCUUGUUGACCUCUCUCUUCUCCUUCAAGUCCUUCAGGGAACACUGGCAGCGAACCUGGGUCAAGGCUUUGAAUGAGCAGGCUUGCAGGCAUGGGAGCUCGCUCCAGAUAACGUUUGACAACAGUCUCCAGUUAUCUGCUGCCUCUGCAAUAGACAGCGUGACCUGCACUGACCAGUCAGCGAACCGAAUGGUUUUACACUGUAAAUGUUGGGUGGACACUGUGACAUUUCCUGUGAUGGUCACCCAGCAGUCACCUGCUGCCGUUUCCAUGGACACCUAUCAGAUCACUACAUCACCAACGGUGGCAAAGGUGGUGGUGCACCUGGAGGAGGUAGAGGAGGAGGGCCUGCUGAUAUCCUGGACUCUUUCCAAGCAGCCAUCAUUUUCUCUGACUGUGUCCCCGUGCAAGCUGCAGAGACGGGGCACCGACAGUGCGGCAGACCUGGACACGAUCAGAGGAAUGAUAGAGGAUACUCUUUUCAGCUCGCAGCCAGCAAUGGUUCUCAAUCUCAAGAUGUGCACGUCCACUCCUUUGCAGUCCCCAAUGGAUCACCUAUCAGUGGGACUGAACUCUGCCCCCCAGAGUGUCUUGGUGAGACGGCUCCUCCUUCGGCAGCUCAGGGUCACCUUAAGUAAAGGCCAGUGGUCCAGAUCAGAGGAGCUGUGCUGUGUCCUGAGCCUGAACCAACCCUCUACAGAGAGGAAAACCCGCUUCCUGCCUGUGCCCACCAACCCUGACACAGCACUUGAAUGGAGUGAAGAAAUUACUCUGGAGCUUGGCCCGGAAACCAAAGAGCUCAGAAUAAGGCUUUUGGAGCGGAAUGGCACGAGGGAACAAUUUCUAACUGGUCAAGCCUCCAUCGCCUUGAACCUCCAAUGCAAAAUUCCAACUGGACAACAUGUACUGUCCAUAAGCCCUGGCCACGGCUUGGCACCAAACGCUACGAUCACCACUGAGCUGAUGUACAUGGAAACUGAGGAGCCUCGUAGUUCCCACAAUGCUUUGCCACUUCGCUCCUCACUCACCCCCACCAAGAAAGUCGACGUGGACCGGACCAUCAUGCCAGAUGGAACCAUUGUCACCACCAUCACGACCGUCCAGUCUCGACUUAAACUUGACCGCAGCCCAGGUGAUUCCCCCUUGCGUUCUCCAUCCAAAGUGGAGGUGGUUGAGAAGAAAGCCACUGUCCUGUCUGAGAGCAGAGGCAGCAGCAGCCCAAACCCGAGCAAGAGCAGUCGUCUGUCUAAUGGCCUGGAUCCUGUUGCAGAGACGGCUAUCCGGCAGCUGACAGAGUCUGCAUCCAAAGCAGCACGAAAGACGCCAACGAAAAGGAGCACACUAAUCAUCUCUGGCGUGUCAAAGGUUCCACUCACAGAGGAUAACUGCAUGUUAUCCAGCGGCUAUGCCGCAGCCAUGGACGCAGCCAUGCAUGGAAACCAUUACAGGCUUGGGCAUCACCAGGACCCAGAUGAAACCACACCAUCUGACGUGUCGGAGCGUCCAUCUGUGGAGGAUGUGGAGUCGGAUACUGGUUCUGCUGGUGCCUUGGAAACCCGCAGCCUCAAAGACCACAAAGUGGGCUUCCUACAGAGUGGCACAAAGCUGUUGUUCCGCAGAAAACAUCGAGAGAAGGAGUCCUGCCUCAGCCAGUCCCACGAAGACAUCUCCAACAUGGGCAACAACUUUGCAGCCGCAGCCACAAACAGCAACCGUAAAAAGUCUGGUAGCUUCUCCCGACGCAUCAUCAAGCGGUUCUCUUUCCGCUCGUCCGGCAAAUCUAAAAACAAGGCUGCAGCUACGAAUGGAGGAGCGAGCUCAGCAGAUAACUGAAUAACAUUGUGAGGAUCAUCAUGGAUUGUUCUAAGGCCUCUUCCACAACUGUCAGGGCAACAACUAAGCUAAAGUAUGGUCUUUGACAACCUGAUUACCCCAGGUGGAUUGUCAUUGCUACUUUCUGAUGGAAAGAUAUUCUGCUAGGGCUCCCCUUUAGAAACAACUUGAUGCACAGAUGACGCUACAGAAAAGUGCGACGAGGAAAUUUAUGUUUUUUUGUGAAGAGAUCUGCUGCUCUGCAAGAAGAAUAACAUUUUUGUGUCCCAACUGAACACAACCUGCCGUGUUUCAUUGGGAUUGGUGGUGGAAAUCUCCUUGACUAUUUAAUUAAUGUAAAAUGACUUUAUGACUUUACCUGUUGCACUUUGGGCUGAUUUUCUGUUUUCUUUUAAUCGGCACAUGUAAAAUUUGUUGGUUGUAAAAAGAUAAUUUAUUAUUAUAAUAUGGGACUCAUAAAAUGUGAUAUUUAUUUUACCGCGCCAAAUGAAGUCAUUUUAGUUGCAUUACACUUUAAAAUGGAGACAAUGUUUGUUUUUCCACACUAAUGUAAUUAUAAAUACAUAAUUUAAGUAAUUAAAAACAAACCUGUCUCAGUUUAGCUGUACUGUGCAUUAAUUAUUGUUUAUAAAUUGUUUUUCAGAUGUUUUAUCUUAAACAAAAAUCAGUAAUUCUGUAAAAUUACUUUCUGUGGAAUAUCAUACCUUGACUUUGAUUUUGAAAAUGCAAAAUGCCAGCAUCUUUUGCAUUUUUUUAUUUAUUUUAAACAGUGAGUUUAAACUAAAAUAAGGGAAAAAAUAUUGAGAUUAAAUAUCAACAUGUGAAAAAAAUCAACAUGAUCAGGUACCGUUGUGGCUCUGAUGAGUCCAGUUAAUGCAAUCAAGACUGGAUGUGUUAUGUCCAGUGUCUCACAAAAAAAGUCCUAUUCUACAGAAAAUGCUGAUAUUUGAUCACAUUCAUAGAUUAAACUCAUAAAAAGCUCUUGCAUUUACAUUUAAGAAACUUAUCAUCCAGGAAUGUUUUGAAAAUAAGUCUUGUUUAGAAGUUAGGGGUGUAUAAUGGAAGCAUUUGAAGAUGUUGAGCUCAGGACAAGUUGAGUGGAGUGAUGGCUGCAGUGACUCCUCUCAAUGCUGGAAAUGAAAUUACUAGAAACUUCAGCUAUGAGGAAAACCUGUUGCAGCCAUCAAAUGCUAAUAGAACUUAUAUGUAAAGCUGUACAAAUGUUUUUGGCCAUUUGUGUUUUGUUUGAGAGCAUGAAUAACCUUUUAACUGACUGCAAUAAUUCUGGGACCUCAGAACAACCAAAUUAAUUGAUUCUUCAGGGUGCAUCUCCUUCACCAAAGGAGAGAUGUAUAAGAAUUGGAGCCUGUGCUGUCUUAAUGUGGUUAACAAUACACAACAAAUUCAAAAUGCUGAAAAAAAUUAACAAAGCUACUUCUUUGUUUGAAGGCACAAUGAGGGAAUAUUUAUGUUUGUGGCUGUAAUCUUAAAGAAAGAAGAUGUGAAAUUUAAGAUAUGGAUGACUUGUUUUAUUUUUAAAUGUAAUUUAUUGCAAAUAAAUUAUUUUUCAAGCAUUA